CGAUGGAGAAGAUAAAACCUGACUAAUCGUAUAUAUCCUCUUCGUCCUCCAUCUGGCUGUCCUCUCCAUCUUCACCGUCAUCUCCCUCGUCAUCUUCCUCCUCCUCGUCGCUCUCUUCGGACCACCAAAGCGGAAGAGAGUCAUAAAGUUUGCCAUCAUUGUUGUCAAGCACCCACUUGCCAUCCGGAGACAUCCAAGCAAGUGCUCCAUUCGUCUCGUCAACAGAUCUGUAACAACCUGACGGAUGUUGUGGGGCCAAUUUAUCGUCAGCUCUUCUCCAAAGUGGUUCUCCAUUGAAAAAGCGCCAUUUAGGGGCCCUCAAUUCAUGUGGGGUUCUGUUCGGGGCCGACGUUCCUUUUAUACUCAGACCCUGCGGUGCAAGAGGACAGUACAGGUUGGUUGGUCAGGCUUAUGUGAACGGCGCCAUGCAUGGAGAGAUUGCUGAGAAAUGGGAGGAGGGCGAUGUAAUUUGUGAAAAGGAGGACAUCUGCUUGAUAUGACCGUCUUGAUAUGGAAAACCGGUAUUUGAAUACGAAACAAAAAUGGAAUAUUCGACACUGUUUUCUGGUGCCGUUGGGACUGGGAAGCUAGUAUGAUAUAUAAGCUGUCCUGCUCUACACCAAGUAUCUAAUUCGCGUUGAGGUUACUGUGGCUUAUGUAGAAGCGGAAUACAAUAUCCUUGGUGACGCCUCGGACACAUAUAGUCCGGGGCCGGCCUGGACAGCAACGGUAAUCAAGGUAUCGCAGACACCUGUGGUCCUGUACUGUUGUCCACAUGUGAUCUGCAGGUAUCCGAUGGC
Messenger RNA from Colletotrichum navitas, 800 nucleotides. RefSeq lists its product as uncharacterized. Bases 245 to 445 code for a protein of 66 amino acids. The record is from RefSeq and is a predicted model, not a curated record. The transcript has a single exon. NCBI's taxonomy places the organism in Eukaryota, Fungi, Ascomycota, Sordariomycetes, Glomerellales, Glomerellaceae.